Molecule: messenger RNA, 1812 nt
Organism: Lachancea thermotolerans CBS 6340
Lineage: Eukaryota; Fungi; Ascomycota; Saccharomycetes; Saccharomycetales; Saccharomycetaceae
Gene: TAG1
Product: Tag1p
Exons: 1
Coding region: 1-1812 (603 amino acids)
Source: RefSeq, a predicted model, not a curated record
AUGGAAAGCCAAGAUUUAGAAGAGCAGCCCUUGUUGCGGCCAGAACCACAUUAUGAAGCCACGAGUCCUCCUCCGCAAAAAAAAACCAAAACCCGCCGUCGUGGCUGGACCAAACUUAUCUGGGGCUUCAUCAUAAUAUUACUUUUGCACGCCGGUGUCGUUUUAUGGGCAGCGAGAUAUAUUCCGUCCCAACAACUCAUCCAAGACUACUAUGAAGACGCAACAAAUGUCAAGCUCCGUCAUCUUGCGUUCGACGGGUGGUAUUCAGACAGUAAUGGCAGUCACAUCGAGAAUGAAGACAGCCCAAAGUAUUUGAAACUUCGCGCUCAGCUGGAUGUGUGGUUCGACUACGAUCAAGUGCACAAGUUCGAAAACAGUUCCGCAAGCGUGCGGAAGCAGCGAACAAUACGAUUCAUGAGCCAAUCUGUGGUGAAAUCCUUAUGUUUUGAUUUUGACAGUAUAAGGGCAUUCAACGAUAACGAAACGGAUUCCCAGGACCUCGGUACUAUAAGCAUACCCACCAGAACUUGUAUUGAUGUUAGACAUCAAAAGGUUAACCAGCUGGACGUGCCCAUUUUGAUUAGGCCUGACGCCAAGAAUGUUGCUUCUGUCAUUAUGAAAAUAUGGAAAGGUGAAUUCAAAAAGCUAGAUUUGUGGUCAAGCUUGAACGUGAGGCUUUCUAAAAAGGUUCUGAAUAAGUGGGAUCUGCCUCUUUGGAAACUAAAGAUUGCUAGACUUGAUUGGAAACAGUUUCUCAACUUGGACUCUUUAUCUUCAAAAUUGGAUAGUAUCCGAGCAGCGUUGAGUCAGGCAGUUGAGGUUCAAAGCCUAGAAAUUACCGACGAUGUUGAGAAUGACAUGAACUUUCGAAUUUCGGUAGCUUACAUCGUUCCUGAAGAGAUAAGAAGUGAUAUGAUAUUUCCUCAAGACUCCGUCUUUCCACCAACUAGCUGGAACAUACAGCUUCCAGGCUGUGACCCGACACGCCCGGUAUCAUUGGAAAAUGCUUUGUUUCGUGCACCGGCAAUACGCCUCAACGAUUUAGCACCUGGAGAGCUAGCAAAUAUGGAUAUUGUUGGUAACAUACAGGGCCCUCUUCCUGAUGAUCUUUUGUAUCAAGUUUGUUCCUCUGAUGAAGAAAAUGUUGUUACGCCCGUUAAUCUGCUUCUUAACAAGAUUUUUAACGCUACAGAGCUACUUCAGUUUGAAAUCCUAGGACAUGGGUAUACUGAUUCUCAAGGAAGCAUUCUGCCCCCUAACUUUAUGGACCAGCUUUUACCCUCAAUACAGCAGCCCAUUAAUGCAAACCUUUCCUUAAACUCAAAUAAUUUGGUAGAGUACGUGACGGUGGAAGGAAUGAGGCUAAGGUGGAUUCAGAGUGGAUGGGAUGAGCGAAAACUGACUAUUAAAGGCAAAGUUAUUGCAGUCAUAAACCUGCCAUAUUAUAACUCUGCGUUCGCUGGAGGCGAGGAAACAGUAGCGAUCGAGAAAAUUAAGGGCUUAACGAAACUUUUCCACAACGAUGUUCAUUUUGUUAACGUGCCAAUGGAUGUAUGGCUGAACGCAGAAUCUGAGUUUCUUCCGACCGAAGACCCUAAGCACAAUCAACUAAGCGUUUCUUUCGAUAUUGCACAUCAGGACGUUGAGAUUGUUAACAGCUUUGAACUCACAAGAUGCUUAAACGAAAUUUUGAUACGCGGCCAAGCUCAAGUUCAUGUUGAAGGUAAACUCGACCUUAUGGCCGACACAAAGUUAGGCGCUAUUGUUGUACUGGGCCUUGAGGGCGAAGGUACAACAAUUGUCAAAAAAUAA